AUGGUAGAUCCUGUGUGGAAGCAUGGUGACUGUAGCAUCAUGGUAGAUCCUGUGUGGAAGCAUGGAGACUGUAGCAUCAUGGUAGAUCCUGCGGGGAAGCAUGGUGACUGUAGCAUCAUGGUAGAUCCUGUGUGGAAGCAUGGUGACUGUAGCAUCAUGGUAGAUCCUGCGGGGAAGCAUGGUGACUGUAGCAUCAUGGUAGAUCCUGCGGGGAAGCAUGGUGACUGUAGCAUCAUGGUAGAUCCUGUGUGGAAGCAUGGUGACUAUAGCAUCGUGGUAGAUCCUGUGUGGAAGCAUGGUGACUGUAGCAUCAUGGUAGAUCCUGCGGGGAAGCAUGGUGACUGUAGCAUCAUGGUAGAUCCUGCGGGGAAGCAUGCUGCCUGUAGCAUCAUGGUAGAUCCUGCGGGGAAGCAUGCUGCCUGUAGCAUCAUGGUAGAUCCUGCGGGGAAGCAUGGUGACUGUAGCAUCAUGGUAGAUCCUGCGGGGAAGCAUGCUGCCUGUAGCAUCAUGGUAGAUCCUGCGGGGAAGCAUGCUGCCUGUAGCAUCAUGGUAGAUCCUUGA
Messenger RNA from Priapulus caudatus, 561 nucleotides. RefSeq lists its product as uncharacterized. NCBI's taxonomy places the organism in Eukaryota, Metazoa, Priapulida, Priapulimorpha, Priapulimorphida, Priapulidae. Bases 1 to 561 code for a protein of 186 amino acids. The record is from RefSeq and is a predicted model, not a curated record. The transcript has a single exon.